AUGUCAACUUCCAAUUCGAGUGAUGUUGUCGCAAGUAAACCAAAAAGGAAAAGACGACAUAGAUAUAUAAAUACUAAGCACAACAAAGUUGUUGAUAUUUACAACCCAUACUACAAUUAUUUCAACGAACGCUAUAAAAUUCGUGUGAAAGGAAGGAAUAAAAAAAGAAAAGAAGCAGUACCACCAUUAGAAGAACAACCAAAUAAGAUAUCUAGUGGAAGCACAUCUGGUAGUGCAGACAAGGUACUGGCUAAGAAGAAAUCUUCAAAGAAAAAAGAAAAUGAUGCCGAAAAGAAAAAAAAGAAAGAAGUUAAGAGAAAGGUGGAUAAGGAGAGCAAGCAAAAGGUUAAGAAGAAAAGUAAAAUUGAACCAAAGUUAAAGUCAAAAUCCGAGAAAUUUGAUGAACAUAAAACGUCCAUCACAUCCACCGGAAUGACAUCAAAGAAAAAGAAGAAGAAGGGAAAAAAGAUGAAGGAAAAUUAUCAGGAGAAAUCGGAUGAACAAGCAAUCACAGCUAUUGGAAUGACAAAAUCUAUGAAAGAGAUGAAAGAAAAAAAGAUAAAGGAUUACAAUAAAGAUUAUGGAAAAUCUGAAAAACUAUCAGUCACCUCUGAAGAAUCAUCGAAUGCUACGGUUAAAACUGUAUCACCUAAAAAGGAGGAAAAAGAUAGAAGGAAGAUGGAAGAAUAUAAUAAAUGCUAUGAAAAAUCUGAUAAGCUAUCAGUUACUUCUGAAGAAUCAUCAGCCGGUACAGCCAGACUAUUAUCACCUAAAAUAUGGCAAAAAGAUAUGGAGGAUUACAAUAAAGAUUAUGAAAGAUCUGAAGACUCAGAAUCCGGAAAACUAUCAAUUACCUCUAAAGAACCGUCGACCGACACAGCCAGAAUGUUAUCACCUAAAUUAGAGCAAAAAGAUGGAAAGAACUAUAAUAAAGACUAUGAAAGAUCUGAAGACUCAGAAUCCGGAAAACUAUCAAUUACCUCUGAAGAACCAUCGGCCGACACAGCUAGAACGUUAUCACCUAAAUCAAAGCAAAAAGAUGGAAGAAAAAUGGAAGAUUACAACAAAGGCUAUGGAAAGUGUAGAGAAUGGUCAGUGGCAUCACCUAAAAAACAAGAAAAGGAGAAAGGAAAAAUGGAAGAUUAUGAAAGUAAUUGUUCACAUGCUUAG
Messenger RNA from Brugia malayi, 1170 nucleotides. RefSeq lists its product as uncharacterized. The record is from RefSeq and is a predicted model, not a curated record. NCBI's taxonomy places the organism in Eukaryota, Metazoa, Nematoda, Chromadorea, Rhabditida, Onchocercidae. The transcript is spliced from 14 exons. Bases 1 to 1170 code for a protein of 389 amino acids.